Messenger RNA from Cucurbitaria berberidis CBS 394.84, 1703 nucleotides. Its product is annotated as hexokinase. The coding region runs from base 163 to 1647 and encodes 494 amino acids. Lineage: Eukaryota; Fungi; Ascomycota; Dothideomycetes; Pleosporales; Cucurbitariaceae. The record is from RefSeq and is a predicted model, not a curated record. The transcript has 2 exons. Gene Ontology annotation, biological process: intracellular glucose homeostasis; glycolytic process; glucose 6-phosphate metabolic process. Gene Ontology annotation, molecular function: fructokinase activity; ATP binding; mannokinase activity. Gene Ontology annotation, cellular component: mitochondrion; cytosol.
AUCGCAACACAACUACGUCCUCUGCGACUACUUUGGACAUCGUUCCGUUAAUUCACGACCGCAAUCAUGGUUCUAGGCGCAAGAAGACCGCCCUCCCGAAAGGGUACGCCGCACCCCCAAUCUCCUGAUACCCUCGUUGGGUAACGACUCUAUAUCGCAAAGAUGGGUGGAAUAACAAUCGUGUUAGGCUCCAUGGCGGAUAUGCCCGUAGACUUGAAGGAACAAAUGAACAAGAUAGAGGAGCUGUUCGUAGUCCCUACGGCAAAGUUGAAGCAUAUCACGGAUCAUUUCGUAGCCGAGCUCGAACGAGGAUUGUCGGAAGAAGGGGGUACCAUUCCCAUGAUCCCGACUUGGUGUAUGGCCUUCCCCGACGGUAACGAGACGGGCAGCUACCUUGCGCUUGACAUGGGAGGUACAAAUCUACGCGUGUGCGAGGUCACCUUGACGGAAGAGAAGGGCGAAUUCGACAUUAUACAGUCCAAGUACCGCAUGCCCGAGGAGCUGAAGACCGGUUCGGCAGAGGAGCUAUGGGGAUAUGUUGCCGACUGCCUCCAGCAGUUUAUCGAAUAUCAUCACGAGGAUGAGAAACUAGACCAUCUACCGCUUGGCUUCACUUUCUCCUACCCAGUGUCACAGGAGGCUAUCGAUCACGGUGUUCUCCAGCGGUGGACCAAGGGCUUCGAUGUUGAGGGCGUGGAAGGGCAGGACGUAGUGCCUGGAUUCACGAAGGCUUUGGAAGAGCGUGGCGUCCCCAUCAAGCUCGCAGCUUUGGUCAACGACACGACUGGUACCAUGAUCGCCUCGGCGUACACCAACACUAGCAUCAAGAUCGGUUGCAUCUUCGGCACCGGUUGCAACGCUGCGUACAUGGAAGAAUGUGGCGCUAUCCCCAAGCUUGCGCACAUGAAUCUCGACCCUAAGCUGCCCAUGGCCAUCAACUGCGAGUGGGGCGCGUUCGACAACGAACACAAGGUCCUCCCUCGCACAAAGUACGAUAUCGUCAUAGACAAGGAAUCGCCCCGUCCUGGCCAACAAUCGUUCGAAAAGAUGGUAGCAGGCCUGUAUCUCGGCGAAAUCUUCCGUCUCGUCCUUCUCGAUCUGCACAAAGGUAACGAGUGCCACUUCUUCGAGAAGCAAAACAUAGGCAAGCUCGACAAGCCAUACUCGUUGGAUGCAGGCUUCCUCGCCUCGAUCGAAGAGGAUCGCUUCGAGAACUUGCAGGACACGGGCGAUCUCUUCCUCGAGAAACUUGGCAUAACUUGCACCAAGCCCGAACUCGAGCUCAUUCGCCGCCUCGCUGAACUUAUCGGCACUCGCGCCGCUCGCCUAACAGCUUGUGGUGUCUCUGCGAUCUGCAAGCACAAGAAGUGGGAUGAAGUCCACGUCGGCGCUGACGGCUCCGUCUUCACCAAGUACCCGCAUUUCAAGGUCCGACAGGCACAAGCGCUGAAGGAGAUUCUAGACUGGCCGGCCAAGUAUGGCAAGGGCAAGGGUGAUCCUGUUGAGGUUAUGCCUGCUGAGGAUGGCUCGGGUGUAGGCGCUGCGCUGAUUGCUGCGCUUACGGUGAAGCGCGUGCAGCAGGGACAGCUCGCCGGUAUCAGAGAUAGCGAUGCUAUCUUACAGAUGGCGCCUAAAAACGCUCGGUAGAGUGAGAGCUAUGGUUGACAAAGUAUAGUAAAUCGAUUUGUAAAUAUAUAGAGAAC